CACACACACACAUACACACUCUCGCUCUCUUUCGUGACUGAGACUCUCUUCUCUUCUUCAGUAAGCGUGCGGUGGCGGGAGUGAUAAGAGUGCUGCACUGCUACUGGCUGCCUUUGCCUGUCCUCGGUUUUGGCGUUCUUGCCUUCUGUCAUGAAAAAUCACACGAAAAAGACAAUUCUGAUCAUCACAGGUCGUGAGAAACUCAGAGAGACUUUGUUUCGCCAACUGUCGAGGGUGGCAUGUGAACUGUCGACUUAAAGUCCAUCAUCUACUGUUAUGCACCGAAGAACAACGAACUGUACUACGCUGUACUGGCUCAAGUUAUCGAUCGUCAGUUGUAUCGAACAUUAGUAGAUCAGUGUGUUUUAUAUUGUUGUGUCAUUUUGUUGAAAGGUUGCUAAAGUAAUUCUAGUUUACAUGACGUCCGCUUAGAGAGUAAAAUUCUCCCAAUAUUCUGUCCCAGCUUCCUGGUCCUAUCAAGCGCAUAGGUAACACUGGGCUCCACGCUUUGAUCUUUCGGGGAAUAAAAACAGAAAAAAAAAGUGAGUGAAAACGAGGUGUCUAUUCUGAGGGAAAGGAAAAAAUAUAAGAAAGAAUAAUAGAAAAAACAAAAGGAAAUAAAAACACUAAGUGCCGGGUCGAUUGACUCGCAUUGAAAACGAUCGGUUUCGCCAGAAGAGACGCCUCCAUCUCGCAGGACUUGUGUGGGCCAUAUUUCUCUUCGAAGUUCUUGUUUGUUUGUUUUUCUUAGUUAUUUAUGUUGUCAUAUUCAUUUUCCCAUUGCACCGCCGCUGCGACGUCGAUCAUUCCCCGCAGAGAGAAGAGAGAUAGAGAGAGAUCCGAGGAGAGGAUAAGAAAGGAAAGCAACAGCACUGCCAUCAUCAAACUAUCGUCACACGAGUCGUAGAUACUCGAGUGAGGAGCCCCAUCUCUUUCGACAACCCUGCCUUGCCUGCGAAGGGCGUUUUUAAAAAGUUAAUUCCCUCUUCCAUUAAGGCUACGAAGAAACUGGAAUAUCAGCUUUUGCACUGACAUCGCCUCUUCCUCCUCCUCCUCCUCCCCCCGACCCCGUACAAAGUUUCCCCCCAAGCCCAUCCAGACUCUAUCUCUCUGCCUGUGUCACUUUUCGAAGAAGAAAAAUCCGCCGGGUGGAAAAAAAAAAGAAGAUAGAAGGCGAAAUCCCUCUGGAUCUGUUGCUUUUGAAAAAUGGCCAGUCGCUUGUGAACGAACCUGGUAGUUUUUCCCUUACGGACAUUUGAACAGAAAGGAGAAAGGAGUCCCACUGUUGCUGCUGCUGUUUUUGCCUUUGUGAAAAGCUAUGGGAGAAAUCCGUUUGAACCCCUCGGUCUUUUGAGCGUGAGGUCAACCUUUUCAUCCAGCAGCCGGCAUGCAAAAGCAAGGAGGCCCCUUCCCCCGACGAUUGACCCUCAAGUAGACGGAGAGCGAGACGGGACGGACGGAUCUCUGUCGAUUGAUUGUUCGCUUGGCAUCGCUCUUCCUCCUCAGCUUCUCGAUCCAAAGGCAAACCGAAUGACUCGUAGUAGUGGUGGUGCAGAUUAGAUGGACAGCGCGCACUAGGGGGAAGAAUCUUUUCGCAACCUCACCAUUUCUUUAGUGGUGAAGUACCGUCUGGCCCACAUGAGUCACGGCGAAUCUUGCGCGGGCGUCGUGGGCGGUGCCGUGGGCGUCGGGGGCCACAAGAAGCUCCGUCGCAAACGCAAAGAGCUGGACGCCCUUGUGCCCGAGGACAAGGUGCGCCGGAAAUCCUCCUCGGCUUCACACCACGACCUCCUCCGCUCCGACUCCGAGGACCCCGAGGCUGACUAUGCCGGCGUCGGCGUCAUCACCAAGCGCGUGAUGGGCGGCGGGGGCGAGGGCAUGGGUCUGUGGGCGUGCCUCCCGGGAGCCUGCACGCUCCUCUUGCUCCUCACCACCCUGGUGGGCGUGGCGGCCGCCCUCAGGCUGCUCAUGCUGACCCGGCGCGACCUGGACUCUCUCCACGCCAGAAUCAGCUCAGUGGAGGCGAGCAGUUCUGAACUACCAGCCAAAUUCCAUGCGUCCCAUGUGAGGCUUCAGGAACUGGAGAAGAAUCAAACGGCCCUCUGGGCAGCAGUAGCAGAGGUUUCUACGAAUCUAGCGGCUGCUACCAAAAGGGUGGAGCAGUUGGAAGCAGAUGCCAAAACUAUAAAAGAUUCGCUUAGCAGUGCUCCUCAUCUUUCUUCGUUGCCAAAGGAUGUGUCAGAUUUGCAAGGGUCAGUAGCCAAAUUUGGUUCCACCCUCCAAGAUGUCCAGUCUUCUCUCAAAGUUGUCAAACAGGAACAUGAGAAAUUGCAGAUAGAUGUAAAAGAUGCCAGCUCGUCAAUCAAUAAUUUUAAGCAUGAGAUAUCAGUAUUACACAAUCAGACAGCAAUAGAAGCCAUUGGAGAAGGAGGACUUGGUGCUACUCUUGGUGAAACAGUUUCAAAAUUAAGACAUCAGAUGGAGGCCCUGAAUUUAGCAGUAUCAUCUGUUAACUCUUCUCUUAUGUCACAUAUAGAUGACUCUUCAACCAGCAUGCAAAAGAUUGAGACUAUGACUCAGUCAAAAGGAGAAAUCCAUAAUGUUACUAAGCGCUUAGCAACACUGGAACAGUGGCGAAACAUCAUUGAUCCUGAUAUUCCUGAUCGAAUCACUAACCUAAGUACUGUUACUAAUCAGCUUCAAUCAACCAUUGAUCAGCAGGAGCACUUGUUGCAGAAUCUGACUCAGAGCAUAGCUAUAGUAAAAGGUGUAGAAAGGAAACUGGAAGGCAGUCAGGUUCAGUUAGCAAGUGGUGUCAGUGACCUAAAGCAGCAAUUAGAAAAGGUGGAACACAAAGUUGUAACCAUGGAAGCUGCUGCUAACACUCCAGCCCCUCCAGCCAGCAAUGAAACACACAUCCGUAAGCAAAGAUUAAUACAAGCUGGAGCAGAGAGAGAUAGUAGAGGGCCUUGAUGUGCUGAACCUUGAUUUAUCACUCAACUAAAAUGGACUUUGUGUGCCAAUAAUGCUCUAGUUUUAUCCAAAGAUAUUUAUAGUUAAACUAGGAGGUGGUCUAAUAAAGCUUUUAAAUCCCUCCUGAAAUAGUGAGCUAGUUACCAUGGGAAUACUUACCAGCAGCAGCACUAGAAAAUAAGUUACUACUUGUAAAAAAACAGUAAAGAAAAUUGGCAAACAAUGGCAUAGUGGUUUUGGUGGUUAGGUCUAUUAAGUGUUAUUUAAUCACACACUUGAAAACAUUUGACACUUUUAUAUAAAUUUCCUCAAACUUUUGUUUAAAAAACAAAAUGUUCACAUUUUACAUGGAUUAUUUUUUUAGACCACGUAUACUAUGGAGUGGAUUGGUUGUGUGAAAUAACUUUUAUUUUUGAAGUUUUGGAUACAGUUUAUGGAAAUAUAAAUUUGUAUUUUGGAGCUUUUGCCAUAAUUUUUUAUAUAUCACUUUUUUUUUAUCCCCCUUCGUUGUUCAAUAAAAUUGGUUUUGUUUUAUUGCUGUAUGCUGUACCAGUAAUCAUACAAAAUUGUGGUCGUGCAGACAAAACCAAUUUUUUAUUGUUAUGUUUUAAUUGCUACUUAUUUUAUCAGUGCUUUGGAAAUGUGAAGUACCCAACUACUUUUUAUUUUAAGGGUAUUUUUAAAAUAUGAGGUACCCAUUUAUGCACUGUAGCAAGGGUCACUAGGAGAGGAAAAAGGGGUGCUCAACUUUGUAUAAAAUGCAGCAAUUAUGUUAAUUUUUUCUACCUCAACUGUUAUCAUAUAUCCUGGAGUCUUAUUUGCAUACAUGCUGAAAUAUGAUGUUGUUUCAGCAUAGAUUACUGAUGAUCCUAGGAAGAGUUGGCCAGAAAUUCUAAAUCCUAUUCAUUAAAUUGACAGUACAUGCUGUUAACAUACUGAAAAGCAGGUGAAUGUGAAACUCUGGUCAAAUACAAUUGCUGAAACUAGUGUGUGCUAUUUGUUUUGUCUUUAUGAACAAUUUUCAAUUUCAGCAAUAAAAUUAAAUGGCCAAAUCUUCAUUCUAAAUAGGAAUAAAUAUAUAUUCUGUGAAUAUAUGUACAACUCCAGGUCACUGGAAAAUUACUUUGCCCAUUUAAAAAUGUCCCAAAUUUCUAAUCAUUACUUACAUAAAGUAAUGCUAAAAUCUCCUUAAAGCUACUGCUUUUUACACCCCUACACUAUAUCAGCUAAAUGUAAUUUUUCCUUUUGAUCAACCCAAAUAAACUUCUGCUUCUAACUGGUAACAAAAUGCUUAAAUUAUUGCUAUGAUUAAUAUGUACAGUAAUUGGAGUAAGUACUAUGCACAACUUGAUUGUAUUAUUGUCAAACUACGAUUCACUUUAAUGGUAUAAGGCAAUAUCAGAAUUGACAUAUUUCAUAAUGAUUUAAAUUUUUGGAUAAGUAAUAAAUGUGAUACAAUUCAAGCAAAUAAUCAGAUUUUAAUUGCUUCACAUACUCAUAAAAUGGUUAAUCAGAUUUUAAUUGCUUCACAUACUCAUAAAUUGGUCAAGAAAAACAUUUAAGGCUCACAGUGAAAGUCAGCGAUAACAGGUGAGGUGGUUUGUGAAUUAAGCUCAAUUAAUCUUUCAAUGACACUACCAUGUGAUCAUUAUUUCUACAUUUUUAAGGGUUAAUACAGCAUAAUGGGUUUAUAGAGCAAGUUACUAUUUCUAAGUAAAUUUUUUAAGAUUCAUGUACAAAUGGAACUGUUAAGUGUAAAGAGAAGGUUUUUGCCAAAUAAUUUUAAUGUACCAUUGGUCUGAAUAACUGGUCUCAACUCUAAAGCAUUUUUAUUCAUGGACAAAUUACAAACACUCCAUAUAAAUGGGUGUCAAAGGUCAGUUUUGUUUAUCAAAAAUAACUUCCCAGUUACUUUAAUAAAAAUUUGUAUGGUACUGUGCUUACAAAUGCUUUAGUGUUCGGAACAUACGUAAAUGGUCAUAGUCUGUAAGGCCAACAUCUUGACUUAUGGCUCAAUUUUUUUUCUUUUUUUCGAAAUGUACUGUACUGUCCUAUUCCUCCCCAAAUUAAGCUCUUCUUAUAACCUCUUGACCUAGUUCAUUCCACAUCUCAUCCAAACAAGCCAUCCAAUGUGUGCUUAGCAAAUAUUUUUGUGCUAAAUGUUAUGUAUUUUAGAUUUGUAGUUUGAGUGUGCAGAAAUAUUUAGCCACAAACAUACACCCUCUUGUUAUAGACCAUCUCAAUUUUGAAUUGCUGUAGUCAUUAUACUGUAUUAGUGUUUUCAGCUUUGAAGAAAGUAGGAGAAAUACUUCGCCAUUUUAUUCCUUUGUAAUCAUAGUUGGUCUUGAAGUGGAUGAUAGCCAUGCUAGAAUGUCAUUUCCCACAGUUGAAGAAGACCAAGCACUUUUAGCAGUAGCAUCUUUCUUUCAUUUCUGUACAUACUCCUGUAAUGUUUCAUACAGUACAUUAUUGAAUUUAUUAUUGCUGUAUAUGUUACAGUUUGAUCUAGUCCUUUUAUGAUAUCACAAGAAGGCUCUCUCUCUCGAGACUUAAAAAUGGGAAUCUUCAUUAGUGAUUGAUGUAUACAUCUCACAUUUUUCAUUUAUGAAUUAAGACCUUUGUGUUAAAAACCAUUUUCCUAAUUACUUAUGCACACUUAUUUGAUCUUUCUUUUCUAAAGUGUGCAGUUAUUAUGAGACCAUUAUACUUUUUAAGUACUACAUUCAAUUCAUUUCAUAUUCACACACUUUUUUUAUUAUAAAAUUUUCCUUAUUCCUGUUUAGUUCUCUUAUCUAUCAGUGUAUGAUGAUUAAGAAACACAGUAUAGUGGGUUAUCCUGAUAUCUGACUAAAAUUAUCAGUAAAAAGCACCUAUUAACUGGAAUGAAGCACUUGAAAGAGUUCUUUUAAUAAUGUUAAUGUGUAGAAACUUGUACUUAAAAAUUAUUAGAAAGUGAGUGUAACUGACCUUUUAACCCGACAUUUACCCUAGCAGAGCACAUUAAACAAUCUUUUUGUAUGCACCAAGACUAUUUCUUGCAGAAUAUUCAUUUGUACAAGACUUGUUCUACUUUUACCUGUGAUAAAUAAACUGUAUAUAACAUAUGGGAUGAUGAGAAUACCUCAUCUUAUUUUGCAUUCCUGAUGUUAUUAUAUUUGAGUGUGUUUAGUGAAUCAAUUUUAUUGUUAUUCAGUGAAAACUACAAUAAUGAUGAUGAUGAUGCAUUUUCAUUAUGAAUGUCUUGCAUGCUUCUUUAUACAGUAUUUUGCACAAUCUUGAAAGUUACGAGAUAUGUCAAAGAUAUUUCUAAGAAAUGCAGAUCAUAAGCGUAAUAAAACUCUUGUGAACUAGUAAUGCAAGACAAAUUUGAUUAAAAAAAAAAAAAGUUUAAAUCCGUUAACUGUGAGCAAGAGUGUAUAUACCUUGUAAACAUUACAAGAAAAUAAUUAAAGGUGGUCUUCAAGUACAAUAUCAUUUCAUUAGUGCAAUGCUUAAAAGGACACACUUCAAUUAUAUUCAGUGGAAGGACAAUUUUCACUUUUCCUUUCAAUAUUCAGAAAAAUCCUCUGAGCAAAUUCCUAUUGGCUAAAUGACUUAAAAGAAGACUAAUUCCAAUGACAACUAGGAAACUUAAUAACAGCUACAACAUUCUCCCUAUGAGAAUAAUUCAGUCUCAAAUAUUAAAACAUCCUGUACUUUGAAUUGUCAGGAUUCCUGAAAUAACACCACUGGUUGAAUCACCUGCACUGAGCAAUACAGAUACUAGAAGCAAUCUUACAAAAAUAAUGAAAACUUAUAUUCUUUUUGCAAUAGGUACUCAUUAGAAAACUUGACAAGGUGAUAAAAAUGACAGCUUAAAUGAACAUGAUACUCAUCACUUUUAAGUUGAUGUAAAUAAAAAAAGCUUUCCAUGUAAUUUCAUCACUUUAAGUAAAUGUAAAUAGAAAAAAAGCUUGCCAUGUAAUUACACUAAAAUAAAGGCCUAGAAAAGUACAACUACAAUUAUGUCUGACCCUGCAAUAUUUGUAAAAGUUUAAUGGGUCUUACCUUUGCAACAAGACUCCAAAAAAUGAAUUCUUCAACUGUCUUGAGGCAAAUAACUUCCUGAUAGCAGUCACUGUCUUACUGGACUGAUGAGGCCUUCUACUGAAAGGCUUUGAACCAGAACCAGCAGUAAAGUCCUAAUUUUCAUACUCUAUCCAUUAUAUGUCUUCAUAGAGUGCUUAUUACCUGAUGACAAAAGAUAUUUCAGUAACAUUCACUAAGGGGACAAGCAAGUUGAAAUAAUUACAACAAUUAACACAUUCUUAAUUUGAUGUAAUACAGUGGUGAAAAUACUAUAAUCAGCAUAAGAGCUUACACUGCUGUAUGUCUAUGCCAGUACUGAAAAGGAAAUUUUGGGGGUUUCAAGAUGAAAGACCAAGAAACUUGUCCAUACUAAAUAUAUAUCUUUUACUCAAAAUGUGCAUGAACCAGGAAGUACAGAAUGAAUAAAAUAAGUCAUGUAAUCAUUGAGCAUAAAAACUAUAAAAUCUUGUAUAUUUGGGAGCUAACAAAGAAAGUAUCCUGGCUAUAUACUACUGUUAAUCAUUUGGCUGUUCAGAUACAUGUUCUUGAAUCUACAAAAUUGUUAUAAGCAUUUGUUUUUGGAGUCUGUUAAAAAUUUGGAAGUACAUGUGAACUGUCUUCACUUCUUAUGAACUGCAUUCUCCUUAGGGGGUAAAUGAUGACCUUCAAAUGCAAUCUUAAAACUUUUAUAGAAGUGAAGAAUUCACAUGUAAUCCCGGUUUACUCACUUGACUCAGCUGUUUUUCUGUUGUAUACUCAAGAUUUCAUGAAUUUUAUACAGGUUUCUCCAUAACAUUUUGACAUCCUUGCCCUUAGAUCCUCAUGUGCACUAUUAUAAAAUCACUACAGUGUUAGACAGAAUGCUUAUGUAGUUUUUAGAAGAACUGUAGCCUUGAAUUAUACAUUUGUAGUUGCUGACUGUGGCCGCAGGCAAAAUUUGUUUUCUAGUUUUUUAUUUUAACUAUUCAACAUUAUUUUUUAGCUUGUUAAAUUUCAAGGUAUAUUAAGAUUAAUGGAAAGCUACUUCCAAUAUUCUGCAAAAUCUUGAAUGGACUUAUGACUUAAGUUACUAGUUGACAUCCUAAGACAAAGUUUUUGGGUAUUUUUGUAUACGUAUCAGUAAUGCAUAACACUACUUUAUACCACAAAUCUUGUACUGCUAGAUUUUAUUCUACUAUUAUAUUUCUUUCCAUAAAAAUUCUGUAAAUUGGUGUAUAGUGCAUCACUGCAUUAGACUUGGUGGACAUUUUGCACUUACUAGCUACAUAACCCUAAUAUUAAAAGCUUCUUUAUUUUAGUGUAGUAUACUUGUAAAAAAAAUCACGUGAGGAUCUUACUAUGGGUAUGAAUCAUUAUAUAUAUGACAUUGAGAUAAAAUAAUUGCAAGACAGUGGAGUUGACACUAUCACAGAAAAAUCAAUCAUUUUGAUCAUAAAGUGUAAACCCAUCCCAUACUACUGGUGUCAUUGUGAAAAAUCUUUAAUUUGUUAAAUUUGAAGAAUAACAAUACAUUUCUCA
This is a messenger RNA of Macrobrachium nipponense, 8559 nucleotides long. RefSeq lists its product as uncharacterized. The record is from RefSeq and is a predicted model, not a curated record. The coding region runs from base 1639 to 2973 and encodes 444 amino acids. The transcript is spliced from 9 exons. Lineage: Eukaryota; Metazoa; Arthropoda; Malacostraca; Decapoda; Palaemonidae.